UUUUCGUAUGCGUGCUGAUGUAAACAAGUCAGGAAAUUACAUCGCACGCGAUUACGCUGCACAUUUGAGGAAAACGCACUUGAACGACGUACUAAACCGAAAUCAAACCAGACUUUCGACACCUGAAAUAAGUAAUCAUGUACGCGGUGAGAUUGCUUUCUCGUGGGGCGCCAUCAUGCGCCGUGUUUGCUGCUCGAGGUAUCGCAACUGCUCGAAGUAGUGGAAUGGCUGUUGGGAGGAGAGCUUUUCAGACGGAGGCAAGAAGUGGAUGGCGGACUUGGGAGGCUGUGGAGAAACCGCCAGGAAUAACAGCCGAGACAACUGGCCGUGCACUAGUUGGUGGUGCUGGAUUAGUUGGGCUUGGCGCCCUGUGCUACUAUGGCCUGGGGUUAUCCAGCGAAGUUGGAGCCAUCGACCGCUCAGUGAUGUGGCCUCAGGUUGUGCGUGAUCGUAUUCAUGCCACAUAUGCUUACUUUGCCGGAAGCCUGGCAGUGACUGCGGGAGCAGCAUACUCCAUCAGUCGCAGUCGAGCAGUAUACACCAUGAUGCGCGCCAGCCCUUUGUUGUUUGUUGGUGGAGGAAUGUUGGCAACCAUUGCAUCAUCCAUGAUUUGCAUGAGCUUGCCUUAUGAGGCCGGUCUUAAUGGCAAACAUUUCGCUUGGCUUGCUCACAGCUCAUUGGUGGGCACCAUUCUUGCUCCCAUCAUGCUCCUUGGUGGUCCUCUUGUGGUGCGAGCUGCUGUAGUUACAGCAGGUGUUGUUGGUGCACUAUCACUCACUGCAGCUUGCGCCCCUGAUGGGAAGUUCCUGACAUGGGGUGGCCCUCUGGCUAUUGGUCUUGGAGGUGUGGUUAUGGCCUCACUUGGCUCCCUCUUCUUACCAGCAACAACGGCAGUUGGUGCCGGCCUUCAGGCGAUUACUACGUAUGGCGGCCUAGUGAUUUUUGGGGGAUUCUUGUUGUAUGACACUCAGAAGAUUAUCAGGCAGGCUGAAACACACCCUUUGUAUGCAUCAAGGCCAUAUGACCCUAUUAAUGCGUCAAUUGGCAUUUACAUGGAUACUAUCAACAUCUUCAUAAGAAUUGUGACCAUCAUGGCAUCACAGAAUAAUAGAAGAAGAUGAGACAAAUUUACAUCCAUGUGAGUGAAGACAAAAUAUACACCUCAAGUUCUUGUCUCAGCGGACUGGAAUUCAAGUAUUUAUGAGGGAAAGCAAGUAUGAAGUAGAAUUUAACUGCUGUGAUUUCAAGAUUGCUUAUCUUGGUUAAAAAGCAAGAAACUACUUUACUCAAACCCAAAAACUACCUUUCUUUUGAAUACUAUAACUGGAAGUUUUGCUUUUUGUUUAAUGCAUAGCUUUGUAUUGAAAGUUAAUAACAAAAACAAUAGUUUAUUAGCUUAGAACAUCAAGAUGUCUUAUAUUACCAAAUGGUUUUUAGUCAGUGUUGUAUUCUGGUUAAUAAACAAUAUCUUAAUAUUCUUUAAGGAUAUAUGUUUUUGCUCUUCUCUUCAACAGACAAUACAUACGGUAAUACUAACUGAUGUACUGUAGUUUAGUUUCCUUCAAGUUCAAAUAAAUAAAUUAUCAAUAACAUGG
Molecule: messenger RNA, 1595 nt
Organism: Nematostella vectensis (starlet sea anemone)
Lineage: Eukaryota; Metazoa; Cnidaria; Anthozoa; Actiniaria; Edwardsiidae
Product: growth hormone-inducible transmembrane protein
Exons: 6
Coding region: 138-1121 (327 amino acids)
Cellular component (GO): mitochondrial inner membrane
Source: RefSeq, a predicted model, not a curated record